Arabis nemorensis is the source of this 924-nucleotide messenger RNA. Lineage: Eukaryota; Viridiplantae; Streptophyta; Magnoliopsida; Brassicales; Brassicaceae. The record is from the annotation of a GenBank genome assembly.
AUGAGCCGUCUCCGAGCAUUUUCAUCGCCGGAUUUAGUUCCUUCUGGUUCUGGAUCUAUUACAUCACCAACAAGAACAACAGAGCACCAAUCUCAGGAAGAUUCUGGUUUAGAAGGGAUUUCUACAAACGUGAAAUUACUCCUGAAACUCGUUCAAGAUCACAACGAAGCAACCUCGAAGCACCGCGAUGAAUGGAAAGCGCAAAGAGUCAACACGAUGAUGAUGAUUCUCGAUGAUUUAAAGACACGAAUCCAGAAAGCUCAACAACAAUCAUCAUCAGAGAAAAAAGAGCUUAGACGUUGCAACACAGAUCUGAAACCAAGGCAAGAUACGAACAAGAAUGCGGUAAAGCCGCCACUGAACGAUCUUGACGAUAUCCAGAAGGUGAGAAGAGAGCUAAGCGCGAGUAUGACUACAAGAAAGAGUCUUCAAAUGAUGUGUUCAAGUUUAGGGAAAGAGAAAGAGAUAAUGGCUAUGGAGCUUUCGAGGAAAGCUCACGAAUUGAUUGAAAUGGAGGAGCUUGUUAGUGAUCUCAAGGCUCAAAAUGACAAAUUACUUAAGAAAGUUCAGAAUUGCGCGGCAGAGCAUAAUAAGGAGAAGAAAGGAGAUGGUGAUGGUCAAGGAGACAACGAUAGAUCUCUUCAGGGAAGAAACAAAGAGUUGUCCGAACAGCUUCUUAAGUCUAUUGACGGAUACCGGUCGCUGAAAAGACGAUACAAAGAUGUUCAAGAGGAAAACGGAUCGAUGAAACAAGUACUUAGAGAUUCUGCAGAACAAGUGAAUGUUGGGACUCAGAGACUCACCGAGUUGCAAGAGAAAAUCACAAGAUCAGAUGAAGUGGAUCUUGAGAAUGAGAUAUCAGAUCUAGAGAAGUUGUUUCAAGGGCUUGAAUUAAAGAUUUCAAAUCAUUCCCAGAAGAAGUAA